Bolinopsis microptera is the source of this 817-nucleotide messenger RNA. RefSeq lists its product as uncharacterized. The transcript is spliced from 3 exons. Lineage: Eukaryota; Metazoa; Ctenophora; Tentaculata; Lobata; Bolinopsidae. The record is from RefSeq and is a predicted model, not a curated record. Bases 143 to 490 code for a protein of 115 amino acids.
GGCAAAGAAAAUUCCUUUUGUGUUUGGGCCUUUUAACUACGAUGGUUUGACACACGCACAACGUGUGUGUAGAUUGUACCGUGCGUGUCUGCAAACUGUAUGGAGUUACGAGUGGAAAGACACUGAUCUUCAACGUAGGGACAUGGUCAGGAUCCGGUAUCUCUUUGAUAAGAAUAGAGAUGUGAAGGACGCCAGGAGACAGAAGCAAGUUUACGAGGAAGGGGUUGGACUGUACGAGAAGUACAAACAUCCUGAACCGAUCAUCCACCCGGAGUGUCCUGACGGGACUGCAUACGAUAGACAGAUCUACCUUCCUAGACACUUGUCGUUGGCACCCCCAGAACAGUCGUGGUGGAUCAAAGAAUGGCAGCUAGAUCGUAAAAUUAGUGGACUAAAAGUGUGGGAAUGGGAUAAGAGGCCUGCUUGGAGAUCUCUGAUAACUCGCAACGACAAGAGAUCCCAUCUUAUCGGAUAUGAGGAUGAUUGCUAGAAUUUUCCAAUUGGAAUCUGUAUAUGAUCAAACUUUAAAAGACUAGUAAACGUGCCCAAUAUGGGGUUUGUCAAAGGUUCCGAGUCACAUAUCUUACUUAACUACGAAUGCAAUUACAUCGCAAAAUGAUAAAUCAUCAGUCUUCACCUAGAUAUAUCAUAACUGUUAUGAAUGAGUUUUAUCAUUAAUUGGUUAAAUAUAACCUCAAAUCAUCAAAUUCAUUACCAAUCGAUAGAACAAGUGGCCUCUUGAAAAGUUAUGUUAUACGGUCUGUAAAUUAUUAUUAGAUUUUGUUGUGUAAUUUAUAACUAUAAGGAGUUUAGUACA